UUUGUUUGUUUGGUAGUGUGGGUGUUCAUCGAUGUGCGGAGCGAGAAAAUUAAUUAAAUUAAUUAAUUUAGUUUAAUUAAGUUAACGAAAUAUCUGAGUCCAUAAUGGAUUUUGCUAGUGUGCUCCACAAGAGCGAAGCUCAUCAGCGCACCAUUGUGCACCUGGACAUGGAUUAUUUCUACGCACAGGUUGAGGAGAUACGCGACCCAUCGUUACGCCAGAAACCCUUGGGAAUUCAGCAGAAAAACAUUGUGGUUACCUGCAAUUAUGUGGCCCGAGCCAAAGGUGUGCACAAGCUCAUGCUCAUAUCAGACGCCCAAAGACGCUGCCCCGAUUUGGUUCUGGUGAAUGGCGAGGAUUUGGCACCCUAUCGCUUGAUGUCGCAGAAAAUCUUUGACUUGCUUCUGAACUACACACCAGCCGUGGAGAAGCUCGGUUUCGAUGAGAACUUCAUGGAUGUGUCCGCUCUAGUUGAAUUGCGUCAGGAACAUGCCGCCGAGGCCCAAGAGAAACCACCCGUGGGCCAUUUGUAUCCAGAUGAUGGCACUCUAUUGACGGACUGCCUAUGCGGUUGUGCCCAGCGUUUGGCCAUUGGCAGUCGCAUCGCCCAGGAAAUUCGGGAGGAGCUGAAACUGCGGCUGGGCAUCACAUGUUGUGCUGGCAUUGCCUACAAUAAGCUGCUGGCCAAGCUAGUGGGCAGCCGGCAUAAGCCUAAUCAGCAAACGGUUCUAGUGUCCAGUCAUGCGGAGGAGUUUAUGCGCGAGCUAAACGAUCUGCAAAGGGUGACAGGAAUAGGCCAAAAGACACUAUCACUGCUCCAGGAGGCUGGCAUCAACUCGGUGGAACAGCUCCAGCAAUGCGAUAUGGAUAUGAUGCGUAAAAAAUUUGGUUUCGAAACAGCUACCAAGCUGAGAGAUUUGGCCUACGGACGAGAUGUCAGCGCAGUGCGUCCAACUGGAAAGCCAAAAAGCAUCGGCAUGGAAGAUGCCUGCAAGCCGAUUUCGAUUAGCAGUGAUGUGGAAGAUAAGUUUCGCAUGCUGCUAAUGAGGUUGGUGGAACAGGUGGCCGAAGACGGACGCAUUCCCAUAGCUAUCAAGGUGGUACUCAGAAAAUUUGAUGCCCAAAAGAAGAGCAGUCAUCGAGAAACCAAACAGGCUAACAUUUUGCCCUCCCUCUUCAAGACGUCCAUGUGCUCCGGUGAAACAGGCACCGGUCGGGUGCAGUUGGCCGAUGGUGCUCAGGAGAAGCUACUUAAGAUUAUUAUGCGUCUGUUCGAGCGUAUAGUGGACUUAAGCAAACCCUUCAACAUCACCCUGAUUGGAUUGGCCUUUUCCAAGUUUCAAGAGCGCAAAGUUGGCUCAUCCUCGAUAGCAAAUUUCCUUAUUAAGAAAGCCGAUCUGGAAGUUCAAUCAAUUACUUCGCUAACCAAUACAAGUCUCCCGAGCCCCACGGCAGAGAGUCCAACCGCCCAAUCAGAUGAAAUCGCCUUUCGCUCAUCCCCCACCACGUUCAAACCUAGCGAUCAGUUUUACAGGCGUCGAGCCACAACAGCAUCUCCUGUGCCCAUGCUUCUGGACAAUGGAUCUGAAUCGGCAGCUACCAAUUCCGAUUUCAGUGAUUUCUCCGAGACAGAAGUGGAGCCUUCGCCUAAAAAGAGUCGCUUUGGUCGCCUGCUGGUAUCCAAGCGGAGCCGCCUAGCCGUGGAUACUGCCGCUACCGAUGUGGCCUCUCCCAGUAAAUUACGUGUUUGUGAUCUACGUCUCAAUUCUCGCGACAGUGAAAAGGAUUUCCCAAUGUCCCCCGUCACGCCGUCUACAUCGACAGGAGUAGUCGGAGUUUCAGGUGGAGGUAAUCCUGCCACACGCCAUCGCACCAUUCAGCCGCCCAAUACCCUGCUUAAUCGCAUCGAUGGCAGCCUUAGAGUCAUUUCCACGCGCACUGCCAGCCGACUCAGUUCCAAUGCUAGCUCAACAACGUCAUCGCCUCUGCCAUCACCCAUGGAUGACACUCCAAUGAGUGCUCCCUCUACGCCCACAACAGUGCCGAUUUGUUUUGCAGCUUCAUCUUCCACCAAUGGUGCUUUAACAGGAAUCGCCUGUCCAGCUGGUGUCGAUGCCCAAGUCUUUAAUGAACUUCCGAUGGAGCUGCAAAGUGAGCUAAUUGCUACCUGGAGCAGUUCAUUGGUGGCAGCCGUUGAACAAUCGGCAGCCACAACAACUGCCCCAUCCCCUCCAGCGACCACAACAGCAGCUAGUGGAGCUAGCGGAGCACAAAAAAACACCCUAUAUCGAUAUUUUCUAAGAAACAAGUGAUUCAUUUUCUCUAUCAUCACACAUGUCUUAAUGUUUCUAAGAUCAAAGUGAAAAUCCUAUAUCUAAAUAUAUAUAUAUUUGUAGAGUGUAAGCUUAAGUUGGUUUCCAAUGUUUUGUUUUAUAUGAAUCUAAGCGGAUAACAUUGAAAUUUGCAUUUCAAACUGUUUGACCCAAGUCAUUUUGGAUUUGCUGGCUUUAUUUUAUUUUAUAUAUUUAAUUUAUAUAUGAACAUAUAUCUGAUUUAACGAUCGCCAUGCUAGGGAAGCUAUGGCAUCAAAGUCGCGUUUAGAAUUUCUUUACUACACAUUUCAUUUUACAUUUUUCAUAUAUUCCAUAAAUUGGGUUGGCAUACUUAAACAUAGAAUAAACAUUUUGAACAUCUAUCGCAGAUAGCAUUGGAAUGCAGAUCAUUAAUUUUUCAUUUUGUGUGGCCACGAUAGUUAAAAACAUUAAAAAACUGUUGUCAUUUACCUAAAACAUAAGUUAAUAAAUGAUAAGUUGCAAUCUGUGAUCUGCGGAUUGAUAAAUAAAUAAAUCAUUAAAAUGCGUCCGGAGUCUAUAAUGGCAUUCUAGUAAACCA
This is a messenger RNA of Drosophila willistoni, 2892 nucleotides long. RefSeq names its product DNA polymerase iota (gene PolI). The transcript has 3 exons. Lineage: Eukaryota; Metazoa; Arthropoda; Insecta; Diptera; Drosophilidae. The coding region runs from base 105 to 2312 and encodes 735 amino acids. Gene Ontology annotation, molecular function: damaged DNA binding; DNA-directed DNA polymerase activity. Gene Ontology annotation, biological process: translesion synthesis. The record is from RefSeq and is a predicted model, not a curated record.